AUGCGCGGGGAGCCGGCCGUGCCCUUGGCGCUGCCGCUGCCGGCGCGUCCCGCAUCUCCCGGGCGCCGCGCGGUCCCAGCCCCGCCGAGGAGCCGCGGCCGAGAUCCGCCCGCCCGCGCUGCCCCCGCGCCGGGAUGCCGCCGCCGGGAUGUCGCUGCCGGGAUGUCGCCGCCGGGAUGUCGCUGCCGGGAUGUCGCUGCCGGGAUGUCGCUGCCGGGAUGUGGCCGCGCUGUCGCGCCGGCGCCCAGGGCCGGCCCCGGGCAGCGCCGCGCUCUCUCCCCGUGCGCGCCCGGCUCGGAGCGCCGGAGCCGCCGGAGCCGCCCGGCCGCUGCCGGCACCUGCGGGCGGCGGCAUCCCCGCUCCCUGCCUCCCUCCCUCGCUGCCUCGCUCACCUGCGCGGCUGCGGCGGCUCCGCGGGCCGCUGGCGGCGCGGCCGGGCCGGCCGGGCAGGCGCUGUGGGCCGGGGCGGCGGCUCCCGGCAGGAAAUUUCCCUUUGGCCGCCGCCUCCUCCCGCUGCCGCGGCCGCUCCCGAGCCCGAGCCCGCUCCCGAGCCCGCGCUCAGCGCCCGCCCGCGGCGCCCGCGGCGCCGCCUGGCGGACACGGCCCGCGCUGCAGCGGGAGCGGCCCGGCCGGGGGACGCGGCCUUGGGGCUCUGUCGGCGACAGCGACAGCGACAGCGACAGCGACAGCGACAGCGACAGCGCUGCCGCCGCCACCGCCGCGCCCCGGCACGCCGCGGCUGUGCGGAGAGCGCCCGUUCCCUCCCGAGUUCCCCCCCCCGAAGCGCCCGGCUGCAGCGAUGCCGCACCCGCCCGUGUCCCCAUCCGUCCCGGGAUGUCCCCAGGAGUGGCCCCCGGGCACGGGACGCCCCCCCAGGCUCCGUCCCCUCGCUGCCCACCCCGCCCGGGAUGUGUCGCUGCCCGCGCUGCGAGGGACGGACACACCUGGGGCUGGCGGUCCCCGGUGUCCCCUCCGGGGGACAGCGAGGCGGGACGGGAGACCCGAAAUAGCCGCGGCAGGUGCGAAAGAUACAGCAACGAGCUGGAGCCAACAGCCUGA
Vidua macroura (Pin-tailed whydah) is the source of this 1059-nucleotide messenger RNA. Its product is annotated as skin secretory protein xP2-like. The record is from RefSeq and is a predicted model, not a curated record. Bases 1 to 1059 code for a protein of 352 amino acids. NCBI's taxonomy places the organism in Eukaryota, Metazoa, Chordata, Aves, Passeriformes, Viduidae. The transcript has 2 exons.